This is a messenger RNA of Heterostelium album PN500, 855 nucleotides long. RefSeq lists its product as uncharacterized. The record is from RefSeq and is a predicted model, not a curated record. The coding region runs from base 1 to 855 and encodes 284 amino acids. The transcript is spliced from 5 exons. Lineage: Eukaryota; Evosea; Eumycetozoa; Acytosteliales; Acytosteliaceae.
AUGAAAAAUAUAAUUGCAGCAUUGUUUAGUUUAUCAAUUGCCUCGGUUUCAAAGGGUUAUACAACUUUAACAUCGAUUAAGGAUCCUCCUCAAUGGGUGAGACACUUUAUUGCAAUUGGUGUUAUGCAAUAUUUGGGAUUGGUUGAUCAAUUUAAAUGGGGUCCUUCCUCUGGUUUUGGAAUUUGUAUUGCCUCUGCAGCUGUAAGUGUAUUUGGAUUGUUAAUUUCCAUUAUUAGAUUCGGCCAAAUGGUAAAUAUAAGAGUACAAAUACCAAAGCCUCAGAUCGACAUGGCUACAUCAGUAACACCAACACAAUCACCCGUGCAAACCUGGUCAACUACCAAUCCAUAUCAAACAGCUCCAAUUCAACCAAACCUAAUAGUUCCAGCUGAAAUUGAAAUCGAUCCAAAGUCAUGGUAUAGAAUUGUACCUAUAACAAUUCCUGUUCUGGGUCCGAAUGGAGUACCAUCACACUAUGUCCAACACAAUGCGUUAAAGAAGUAUGAUUCCGCAAAUCCAGACAAACCAGUUGUUCUUCCAAAUGGUCCAAACAUUCCACCAAAAUCAUUGUUUAUUCAAAACAAUCUGGUGAUUGAUCGUAAGCUAUGGUACCAAUUGGCUGUAAAGGAGAUUCCUGUUAUGGGACCAAACGACAUACCAACUCACUAUAGAUCGCAUUAUAUAUUGCAAGUAUCUAAAGAAAAUGGAAAUGAAAAUAAUGAAAAUAAAGUUGACAACACUACCAAAUUAGUACUAAUGAUUAAACCAAAAGCACCAAAUCAUUUAUACUUAUUACUUUUCGAAAAAAUAAAUUUCAACUAUUGGGGUACUUUAAACUUUAAAGUAUUUUCAUAA